AUGGCGGACAACAACGGCGACUUCCAGCUUUCGGCCAGCCUGGCUGGCCACGACAAGGAUGUUCGUGCUGUCUGCUUUCCUGCCCCGGGCAGCGUCUUCACGGCCUCCCGCGACUGCACCGUCCAGGCCUGGCACGAGUCCGUGGCGAGUCCGCCCACAUACUCGGCAACGCUGCUGGCACAGGCACCUUACUCGUUCAACUCGUUGGCUUACCUCCCGCCGUCUGAAGCGCGGCCCCAGCACCCACACGGGCUCGUUCUCGCCGGCAGCCAGGGCCACACGAUCGAGGUGCGGCAACCCGAGUCGAACGUGUCGGAGCCCCGCGUGGCCCUGCUUUCAGGCCACGGCAGCAACGUGUCGACUAUUGACGUAUCUCCGAGCGGUGACUUUGUCGUCUCGGGCGACUGGGACGGCAGGGUGAAGCUGUGGAGCACAGAAACAUGGGAGCUGCAGCUGGACCUGCCCGGACCGGACCUCAGCGACAAACAGAGGGCGAUCUGGGCCGUGCUCGCGUACAGCGACAAUAUUGUGGUCACAGGCUCGGCCGACCACGUCAUCCGCGGAUACACGCUGCAGGGGUCGCACAACGGCGGCGAGCUCAGGGCCGGGGUGGUGAUCCGCACGCCCGACGUGGUGCGAGCGCUGAGCCGCGUGCGCAAGCAUGCCGGCGGCGCCAAGAUUGCGAGUGCCGGCAACGACUUCUUGAUUCGGCUGUGGCAGUUCAACGGCACCGAGGUCGGCGUGCUGCACGGCCACGACAGCUUCAUCUACGCGCUGGACAGCCUGCCGACCGGCGAGCUGGUCAGCUCCAGCGAGGACCGCACCGUACGCAUCUGGAGAGACACGUCCUGCAUCCAGACCAUCACGCAUCCGGCGCUGUCUAUCUGGUCGGUGUCGGUGUGCCAGCAGACGGGCGACUUUGCCACCGGUGCCAGCGACAGCGUGGCUCGCAUCUUCACGCGGAGCCGUGACCGCAUCGCCGCUCCGGUCGUGCUGCAGGAGUUCCGGGAAGCUGUCCAGCACUCCGCCAUUCCGCAGCAGCAGGUCGGCGACGUCAAUGCGAGCACACUGCCUGGACCGGACUUUAUCGAGACCAAGUCCGGCACGAAGGAGGGUCAAACGGUCAUGAUCAACUCGGGAGGCGGCAACAUCAGCGUGUACCAGUGGUCUAAUCAAUGGCUCCUUGUCGGCACCGUGGUGGACUCGUCCGCUACAGAGGCAGAAAGUGCAGCAGACAACACCUUCACGCUGGACAUGGCACCACCCGCCGGCGAAACGCCGCCAAAGCCGAGCAUCAGCCAUCCGCUAGGCACGCAAGCAGUGUUUGCCACUCUGCUUCAGAGCAAUUUUGCCCCCGUUCUCAAGCGAAUCAACACGGUGAACAGCACUCUCAGCGACGGAUCUACGCUGGAUGCCGACCAGCUGGCGAAGCUAGACCAUUUGGUGCAGACUCUGAGCAAGGAAGUGCCCCAGAUACCCGCAGCAGUGCCAGCAACGGCGCGACCGACGACGAAGACCUUUGACCUCGACGCCGACUCGGUGACGCUGGUUCUCCGACUGGCCACGACAUGGCCGUAUAAGGACCGGCUGCCUAGCCUCGAUCUGCUGCGGUGCAUGGCCGCAUCGCCGUCCGUGGCCGAAUUCAGCGACGGCGAGGGUCACAGCGUGCUGGAUGCGCUACUGCCGAGCAUCCUCGCCUUCCCGGCCGAUGCCAAGACGGGCCUACCACAGGAUGCAAAGGCGGCUGAAAAUAACAGCAUGAUGGUGCUACGGCUGCUGACUAAUCUCUUCGUCACCGCUGCUGGCCAGCAGCUGGUGGCCAAGAACGCCGAACGCGCCGUGGGCUUCCUCUCGGACGUGCUCGACUGCAGCGGGCACAAGAACCGCAACCUGAUGGUAGCGCUGGCCUCGGCAGCAAGCAACAUGGCGGCGUUUGCGCUGCGGGAACACGAGGCGACGAGUCAGUCAGCCUUUGGCGGAGACACGCUGGCCAGGCUGAUCAAAGUGCUGGCAGUACCGGUCUUGGAUCUGGCCGACGGUGAGGUGGUGUACCGGUCGCUGGUGGCGCUGGGCAACCUGGCCAGCAUACCGGGCGGCGACUACGCGCAUCGCCUGCGCACGGCUGGGGCGAAGUCGUGGAUCAGCGCGGCGACGGACAAGAUCAAAGAAGAGAGAAUAGGGUCGAUCGGAGAGACCAUUCUCCAGCUGCUGUGA
Grosmannia clavigera kw1407 is the source of this 2214-nucleotide messenger RNA. RefSeq names its product polyubiquitin-binding protein. The record is from RefSeq and is a predicted model, not a curated record. The transcript has 4 exons. Gene Ontology annotation, biological process: ubiquitin recycling; proteasome-mediated ubiquitin-dependent protein catabolic process. Lineage: Eukaryota; Fungi; Ascomycota; Sordariomycetes; Ophiostomatales; Ophiostomataceae. Gene Ontology annotation, molecular function: ubiquitin binding. Gene Ontology annotation, cellular component: nucleus; cytoplasm. The coding region runs from base 1 to 2214 and encodes 737 amino acids.